This is a messenger RNA of Diceros bicornis minor, 795 nucleotides long. It is a transcript of the gene EMP1, whose product is annotated as epithelial membrane protein 1. The transcript is spliced from 5 exons. Gene Ontology annotation, cellular component: plasma membrane. NCBI's taxonomy places the organism in Eukaryota, Metazoa, Chordata, Mammalia, Perissodactyla, Rhinocerotidae. The coding region runs from base 239 to 703 and encodes 154 amino acids. The record is from RefSeq and is a predicted model, not a curated record.
UUUUAAAGCCAGACUGAUUCAUAGAAACUCCUUUAAAACACAGUGAAAAGAAACCGCCCAUCACACACCCCAACACACCAGCGCAGGAAACUUAUAACCUCGGGAGGCAGGUCCCUCCCCUCACUGCGUUCACAUACCUCCAGAAGAGCGGACCAGGCGGCCACCAGCUCCUGCCACUCCGGGCGUCUCCGUCCCUCAGACGUCAGAACUCUCGUUUUUGAGUCAUCAAAAAGCCAAGAUGUUGGUAUUACUGGCUGGUAUCUUUGUGGUCCACAUUGCCACUGUCGUUAUGUUAUUUGUUUCCACGAUUGCCAAUGUCUGGAUGGUUACAAGUGAUGGAUCAUCAUCAUUAGGUCUUUGGAAAAACUGUACCAACGGUAACUGCGAUGAUCUGCUAUAUGCUGGGGAAGAUGCCCUCAAGUCAGUCCAGGCCUUCAUGAUCCUCUCCAUCAUCUUCUCUGUCCUCGCUCUCGUGGUCUUCAUAUUCCAGCUCUUCACCAUGGAGAAAGGAAACCGCUUCUUCCUCUCCGGGGCCACCAUGCUGGUGUGCUGGCUGUGCGUUUUGAUCGGGGUAUCCAUCUACACUAACCGUUAUGCGAACCCGAGUGGUUACCACCACGGCUAUUCCUUCAUCCUGGCCUGGAUCUGCUUUUGCUUUAGCUUCAUCAUUGGCGUUCUCUAUCUGGUCCUGAGAAAGAAAUAAGGCUGAACCAGUGUAUGGGGAUCUGGGGGGUGGGGAGAAGGAAGCUGUUGAAUCUGGGAGGGACGUGGAAGUUGCUAUGCAGGAAAAACCAG